GUAAGCAAAAUGAAAUAGUGCAUUCCUUUUGGGACCAUUUUUUUUUUGUCUUGAGAAUUUAAAAAUCAAACACUAUCAUAAAAGCAUGACCAGAAAAUAAACUUGAGCAUAAUUGUGAAACAGUUAGCUUUCACUGUAGUUUCCAAGUUGAAGUUAAGGACUUUAUCUCACACACUUGCAAAUUUUAAAGUCAUGUUUGUAGCGGGAUUUUUUUCAAGUUUCCUUUUUAAAUACAUUUGUUUAUGUAUUUAAUUGAGCAAAACAAGGGAGUCCUAGCCCAGAGCAUCUGGGGGUUGUUAACGAUGUAAAUUUAGUCCCUACUUUUUUUAUUUUAUUUUCUAGUAUCACAGAUAAUUGUUGCACAAACUUGGCAUAUAUAGGAUAACGUUAAGCAGUAAGGUAACCAAGCACAUGCUGUUCAAGGUAAUGAAUGCUUGUUUAAAGAAUCCUUUCACGUUUUAUGGAUAACAAAUGCAAUCCUUGGUCCCUCCUACCCCCUCUUUUCACCACACUGAUUUUUUUUUAAUCUGUUUUGGUUUUGUCCGCUUGAAAGGGCAGUUUAUAUAUCCUAACACUAUCCUGUAGUCUCAACAACCAGGAAUCUCUGUUUUCAAAAGAGACCUAUCCUACACUUGGGUAUUGAGUCAAUUCUUUGUGUAUGAAAUGAUGUACAAAUCAAUGUUUUGAAAAUAAUGAUCUUGAACUUUCUAAGUUAAACAAAAAAAAAAACCUUUUUUGAUUGUUUGCCAUAUUGGGUGGGUUUACUCUUAGAAUCGCAUGCUGUAGAAAUGCUAAAAAGUGCAUAUUGGACUAAGUCCUUAGAUGUUUUUUUCUUUGAAAAAAUAACCUGUUUAAAAACUGUAACCAUUGUUGCUGUAUUCAUUUAUUGUUGCUACUCUGUGCAUAAAUCUAUGAAGAACUCAAGUAAAAAGCUAUGCACGUUUUGGAGUAGCGUGAUAAGUCACUUUUUUUUUUUCUAAAAAACAAAAGAGAAACAGCCUGUUCAAACAAUCGCUGUCAAAGAUUUUGGGGUGUGGGAGGAGGGAACCUAAACCAUCUUCUUUAUAAAAUCAGUUCCUCACAGCCAGUUCCUCUUGUAGGAUGAGUCCUUUGCAUCUGAUUAGAAUCAUUUUUGUAACAAGCAGGUUUUCCUGGCUUUCUUUUCAAAUAAAAUGUUAAAAGCAGCAGUGUUUGGACAGCGGAUUGUUCUGUUAAACUUUCCUAUCUUCUCACUGUAUCCGGAAAUGCUCCUUCCUAGCAGCAGUAGUAGCUUUUCUCCAUUUUGUUUUUUCUGCAACAUUCUGUACAAAAAUGUGCUGUAAUUGUGCGUUAGGCCUGGAUUUGGCAUAAAAGAUGAAUUCCUUCUUUCUCUCUUUCAUGAAACUACUCUGUAGAGCUUUUUCCACACCCUGUAUCCCUCUUCACCUUUUGUAUUUAAUUUUAAAGUCAGUGUACUUCAAGAAAGCUGGAUGCAAGAUAGAUACUAUAUUAAAAUGUAAUGUUAUUUAAGAUGUAAUAAAGCAGUUUGACAUGAGUUUUGACUGAUCUGUUUUGCAGCUUAUUGUUCUACUUACAAGACCGCUUCUGGCAGAAGAAUUUGAGUUAUGGAAUAUAAUAUGAGAGGUCAAAACAUGUCUUUAAUUGCUUGGUAUUUUAAUUGGGUAAUAUAUGUACUGUGUUUGAAAGCUCUAAAUUGUAUACAUGCGAAAAGAUGAUGGUCUCUGGGUUUUUGUGUUUUUAGUGCUGAAAACAGUUGCAAAAUGAACUAAAACCUCCAUGUUUUUCAUUAACAGAAAGUGUUUAACAGUUGCCAGCAAUAUUUGAAAAUAUAUAUGUGAAUGUGAUAUGCUAAUGCAGAAUUUAAUAAUACGGUAUGUGUAUGGAGUUCAGUGGCUACAGGCAUUUUUCUUCCUCCAUUCUUAAUUAUUUAGGAUGGUUUUAUUGCUAGGCCUUCUCAGGAGCUUAAUUGAAAACUGUUGGCACUCCCUUAGCUCGGAUUCCAAACAAAAAUAGCUGAUGUGAUAUGCUUUGCUAUACAUCACAAAAAUGUUUUGUGGAAUAUAUAUUGAGUAUAACACCUUAACAGGAAAUCAGAUAGCAAAAUGUUUAGUAACUUCUUAAACUUUUGUGCCCUUUAAUAGGAAAAGAAUUGAGUGGAACAUCUUAUGUUACUGCCAUAUGAGGAUCUGGCCAGAUAAACUGUAUUGUCAGUGUUAGCUGUCCUUACUGUAGAUACUGAGAAGGUGAUGUACUUCCUGUGCUACUGUAAAGAAAAUGGAAACAAGGACCAACAGGAAUAAUCAUGCUUGAUACCGUGACUCCCUGAAGCUGGUGCUUUUGCUUUUUGCCAUUGAAUAAUCCAGUGAGAAGAACCAGACAGGAUUUAGAGAAUUAAAUUUUUCCCUCCCUGAGGUUCUUUCACUUCCAGUAUGGAGAUGAAUCGGGAGAAACUGUGUACCAGUAAGGCUGAUGUGAGCUCAGAUUCUGCAUAUCAUUGCUCAGCGUGUCAUGAUGAUGAGGAGUGGAGCAGUAUGAGCCGGGGACGAGCGAAGUCACGAAGCUUGUCUGCUUCACCAGCCCUAGGAAGCACCAAAGAAUUCCGGAGGACACGCUCCUUGCAUGGACCAUGCCCAGUGACCACGUUUGGACCAAAGGCCUGUAUGCUGCAAAAUCCUAAAACGAUUAUGCACAUUCAGGAUCCAGCAAGCCAGCGGUUGACAUGGAACAAACCUCCCAAGAGUGUCCUUGUUAUUAAAAAGAUACGUGAUGCCAGUCUGCUGCAGCCUUUUAAAGAGCUCUGUGUGUAUCUUACCGAGGAGAACAACAUGAUAGUGUAUGUAGAAAAAAAAGUAUUGGAAGACCCUGCUAUAGCUAAUGAUGAUAAUUUUGGACCAGUGAAGAAGAAAUUUUGUACUUUUCGAGAAGAUUAUGAUGAUAUCUCCAAUCAAAUAGACUUUAUCAUAUGCCUGGGGGGAGAUGGGACCUUGCUGUAUGCUUCUUCGCUCUUCCAGGGUAGUGUACCUCCAGUUAUGGCUUUUCAUCUGGGAUCCCUUGGAUUUCUUACUCCAUUUAAUUUUGAGAAUUUUCAAUCCCAAGUCACUCAGGUUAUAGAAGGCAAUGCAGCACUUGUUCUGCGAAGCAGGCUGAAAGUGAAAGUGGUAAAAGAGCACAGAGAGAAGAUGACGGUACAGAAUGGCAUAGAAGAAAAUGGAGUAGUGCCUACAAAUAUAGAGAAAGAAGUGGGCAAACAAAUUAUGCAAUAUCAGGUCCUAAAUGAAGUUGUGGUGGAUCGUGGUCCUUCUUCUUACCUUUCCAAUGUAGAUGUCUUUCUAGAUGGACACCUGAUAACAACAGUGCAAGGAGAUGGAGUCAUUGUCUCCACACCGACUGGUAGCACUGCAUAUGCAGCUGCUGCAGGAGCUUCUAUGAUUCAUCCAAAUGUUCCUGCAAUAAUGAUCACCCCAAUCUGCCCUCACUCGUUGUCUUUCAGACCUAUUGUUGUUCCUGCUGGAGUGGAACUCAAGAUUAUGCUCUCCCCGGAUGCCAGGAAUACAGCAUGGGUUUCAUUUGAUGGAAGGAAGAGACAAGAAAUAUGCCAUGGAGACAGUAUUAGCAUCACUACCUCUUGCUAUCCCCUUCCUUCGAUCUGUUUCCGAGAUCCUGUGAGCGACUGGUUUGAAAGCUUGGCUGAGUGUUUACACUGGAAUGUUCGGAAGAAGCAAAAUAACUUUGCUGUUGAAGAAGAAGAAUUUUGAGUGUCUACAUCUAAUGACUCAUGGGAAUGGAAAGUGGCAGUAUCCCUUCUAUAUGCUUGAUUUGUUUUGUUUUAUAAGUUUUUGCUAACAGGUGUGGUUGCCAUCUCAGACACGUAUAUAGUGGUAUACUUUAUAUCAGUCUGAUCUGCUGAUGGUUGGAAAUCAUUUUGCUACUUCCUAUCCAGCAGGAAUAUUGUGGAAAAAGUGAGGUUAUGAUUGUUGUAAUCCAGUUUGAAUUUUCCUUAAAUGAGCAGUUGGAAAAUGGUUUUUUUCUGAUUGGUAUUGACUGCAUCUGUAGAUUUGAUUGUAACAUAUAACUUACCACUAAUGUGGUAGGCUGUAUGUAGAUACGUAAUAGAAGAGUGGCAGUAGGAAAGAGGCAUUAAAAAUAGUCUGUUUACUUUGGUAUGUAUGUAAUUCCAUUUGUUAAGACUUCUACGCACAUGAAGGCUUUACAGAAAUUGACUUUAAAGAAGUGCUUUACUUUUUUAUCCAGCUUAAAUACAACUUGCCCAGCACACCUCCCCAUCAGAACAGUGCUUAGCAUACUUUCUUCUUACUUGCAAGUGUGACAAAAACUGUGAAUACAGAACACCUGUAAGGAUUGUUUUUAUUAAUAGACGAAACCAGAAAAAAAAGUUUAUAUAAGAUAGAAAUCUAUCUUGUGUCCAAGAAGAAUGUUUUUUGAGUAGAUGGAACCAGGGAAAAGAACUCCACGCGUUUAUAUAUAUAAAUAACACACGUGCAUACGCACAGUGCCCAUUUGUCUGAACAGUGUUUGACCCUUUGCUGUCAUCACUGUGUAAAUAUCUACCAACGAACAGCAUGAACAAGCAUUUAGCUUGGGCUGAGUUGGUUAUUUCAGUCAUCUUCACUUUUCUUGCUGAGCUUGUUUGCAGCUCUGCAGUUCCUGCUGGUGGGAAACAGUAGAGUGCUUAUUUUUGUUUGAUGUUCUGGAACAAAUGGUAACGUUAGGGACUGUAUAGUAAUAGUGAUAAAAAAAGAAUAAUGAAAAAAGCUGCAGAUACUCGAGGAAUCUGGAAUACUGUAUUGCCUAGUGCCACUAUUGUCUUGAAGACAAGUGUCCUGUACUAGGCCCUGAAUGCCCUCAAAUUCCACAGGUAUUUUCCAGCUCUGGGUGCUGAGUAAUACAGUAAGGGAUACUGCACUGGUAGGCUGAUAAAUGAGAGGACACAUUCCCAGCAGAGUAACAAUGGUGCCUUCAGCACACUCAAGAUAUUCUAAGUCUCGUAUGUACUUUUUUAAGAUGCUUUCAAAUGUUUCUAACUUCUCUAUGUACAUAUUUUAUUGUAUGUGCUUUUAUGAAAAAGAACAACAACAACUUAGUUUGGAAAAAAAAAAAGGGUUUGUACUGUAAUUUAACUGAAAAAAUCAAACCCAAGUAUAAUGUUUACAUUUAUGUUCUCUGUGGUGCAGUCUCAUGGUCAUACUAUCCAAACUUCAGCAUUUUUGCGUUGUUGCUGCAUUGGCCAUUAAAGGAAUGGACAUUAUCAGUUGAAUUUAAGCCUAUGUCAUUGUAUUGUGGAAGAGGUAAUUUCUUACCGAAUAAGGUGGGAUUUCCUUGAAAGUGGAGCGAGAAGCAAUGAUAACUUCUCAUGAUUGUCUUACAUUGUACAUGUGGUCCAAAGUGGUAGUGGGAAAUGUAUUAAUUCCCAAACUCUGCCUAAUGUGCUGUGCUCUGAUGGUUUAAAUAAUGUCUCCUAUGUUUUGGAUGCUGCCCGAGUCUGUCUAAUUUUAUUAAUCCAGAUAAGAGCACUUUUCCGUAAAAGAGGAGCAAACUCUUAAUUAAUGAGAAAAAUCACAAUGAAAUGGUGUUAAUAUAAAUUCAGUUUGUAAAUUUUGUAGAAUAGAAUCUCGGAUUACUUUGAUCUAAAGAGAAAAAUGUUGUGAUAACUUGGAGAAUGUCAAGAUUAGUUUUUGAGAUUUAUCUUUCACUUGAAUCUGCAGUAAUUGUUUUAUCACUGUUUUGAUGCUGCUUACGGGUUUUCUAGGUGGGGUAUUCAGUUAUUAAAUAGCUGUUUACUUUUUGAGCUGUGGAAUCAUGAAACUUUUUGCUUUGAAACUAUUCUUUUAUUUAAUCAUGCAAUAACUGAGAGGAGGAACAGGGUAUAGUGGCUAUAAAAAUGUAUUGUUUAAUGAAAAAUGAGCAGAAUACCAGGCACACGAGGAAGGUGGAAAUCAUUUUGUAAAGGUGAGGUAAAACUAAUGAGCCUUAUCUAUCUAAUUUUUUUGUAAAGAUAAAACUAUAUUCAGCACUUUUUAUUUAUGCUUUUUAUAAUAGUAAAGCUUUCAUUGAUUAAAUUGCGGAACUUUAAUUUGCAGAGUGCACGUUUAUGAAAUGUAAACAAAACUUACCAAACUACUUUCUCUAAAUUAGAUCUGCUGGAGUUGUCCUUAAAUUUAUCACAUACUGCAAUUGAAUUACUGGCUUUGGGGCUUCUGCAGUUUUGCUUAUACAACUUUUCCUGCUUGGUAACAAUAUUACUUGGAUCACUGCUCAGCCUAGUAGAGCUCCAGUCACUGGCCACGGGAAAGUAAGUCAUACGAUGGCUUUAGUCUUUUGCUUAUUCUUCAGGAAAGCACCUUUGAUUAUAAUUAUGGUAGCUUCAUAUAAAAAGACAAAAGAAAUUGUGUUAAUACGUUACAAAUUAUCUAACUGUACAAAGUCCCUUUUCAAGGCCUUUAAUCUGCAAACCAGCAAUUUGCAAGCAGGCUAGUAAAGUUUGCUCAGCACUCAAGGAUUUUGCAUUAUUUAACUGCUUGAAGUGUGGGUAUUGUGUUCUAACUACAUCUGAACGUGAUAAAAGCUCUAAUGCAGACUUGGUGAUAUUGGCAAUAAAAAUAGCUUACUGAACUUGUUUAAACUGUGCUAGUAACAUAGAGUUUUGCUGAUUGAUUAUGAAUGGUAUUUCUAAUAUAAGGGUUGGAAAUAUCACUGUACCUGUAAACCCUUUCCAGACUACAAAGGGCCAAAAUGGAAGCUUGGAAAUUGAUGUGUUUAAAAAAACAACAACAAAACAAAGUCACUCUCUAUUAGACUUUAAGAAGCUAUUAAAAACUGAUGUAGAAUGGUAUAAAGCAGAGCAUACUUAAUUUUUAAGAAGAAAAAUUCUGUUACAUAUUGUUAAUGCUUUGAAACUUGUUUUAAAUAUUGCUGAAAACAAAUAUUUUUCAAUCCUUUCAAUAAAAUCUUUUUGUAAAGUUGAA
Molecule: messenger RNA, 6983 nt
Organism: Gallus gallus (chicken)
Lineage: Eukaryota; Metazoa; Chordata; Aves; Galliformes; Phasianidae
Gene: NADK
Product: NAD kinase
Exons: 13
Coding region: 2430-3755 (441 amino acids)
Biological process (GO): NAD+ metabolic process; NADP+ biosynthetic process
Molecular function (GO): NAD+ kinase activity
Source: RefSeq, a predicted model, not a curated record